Molecule: messenger RNA, 717 nt
Organism: Guillardia theta CCMP2712
Lineage: Eukaryota; Cryptophyceae; Pyrenomonadales; Geminigeraceae
Exons: 5
Coding region: 1-717 (238 amino acids)
Source: RefSeq, a predicted model, not a curated record
AUGAUCCGAGGAUUCUCUAAGAGAAAGAUCUGGUCGCCCGGAAACUACUACCUCAACGCCAGGCUGCCGGAAGAUUAUCAAGGCCCUGGCUACAUCACUAAAUCUGUACAGAGAACUGCUGAGAGAAACGCUGAGAAGCUAGAGGAGCUGGACACGCGACUCUUCUCGUAUCAGAUACGCUCACCAUCUCCCAGUCCGACCACACCCAGUAAGUUGCAGACGCCUCUCGUCGCCUUCCAGCCCAAGGAAGAGAAUGUGCAAAGCAGGGGUCAAAGAAAGGAAGUCAUGCAAAUUCAAACGGCUACUGCAGUGGAGGUUUGCAAGAAUAGGCAAGUCAACGAAAAUCUGAGCAGAAAGCUUGAGGAAUAUCGUCACAAUCCACAAAUUCUGAUAGAAAAGAUCAAGAUGUACAAGGCUCAGAAAAGACUUGAGAAGAAACAGACAGAUUUCAUCAAGAUGAAUGCUUUAAAUGCCACAGUCGAGAUGUCAGGUCCAAAUGCACGGACCAAGCAACAGAGCCUUGUCACCAUAAAGACAGACUUGAGAGUCUUGGCGGCUCAAAAGUCUAAGAAGAGACAUCUUGACGAGAAAUUUCACGAAAUUGUGCAGAAGAUUGAAGAAAGAACAUUGCGAAAGCUUGCAUUGAGAGAUGAGGCGGAGAGAAAGAAAAAAGUCGAGAAGUACGCGCCACUGGUUCGCGCGAAAGUGCAAGAUUAA